AUGUCUCAACAGUACCUGACCGUGCCCAAGGUCCUACCACAUCGCAAACCACGGUCACGGUCACGGUCUCGGCAACGAGGAGCAGAGAGGCCAACGGAAGUGGUAGUAUCGUCGCCCAAGCUUCGGCCGUCAACGCCACCAAUGCCAACAGCCGAGAUCAAUGUGAAACCUGUGGCGAAGACACCGGUGCUGAGUUGCGAGAUGGUCGAGGAGGAGCAACAACGAAGUAGUCGGACAAACGGCUAUGUGAGCUGGAAACCUGAAGUCGCGCUCCCAGUGCCGGCUGUGGAGGAGCAGACGGGCACGAGCUAUGAUGAUUUGGUGGAGGAUCCCAUAUCGCUAGAGCGCAUAGUGACACCGCCGCCUCCUGAGCCUCUGCGAUCGAAACUGAUAGGAACAUGGAAGCUGGAAUCAUAUAUCGCACAUCCAACACCAGAAUCGAUCAUCAGAAGACCAACACAUCCCAUGACAUCGCGGGUCACUGGCUUUAUCAUGUACACCCCAGAUGGGUACAUGUCGGCGCAAAUGUUGAUACCCGGUCAGCAGAGCUUCAAGCGCGGCGAAGGAGAAGAGCCACAAUGGGCGGAAGCAGGGAAGAGGUUCUUCGCAUACUCAGGACCAUAUUAUAUCACAAAUGAAGGAGCAGGUCGGGAGGAGGUGUUGAGGCAUACAUUCCAGGUGUGUAAUUUGCCAGGCUGGAUCGGUGAUAUCCAGGUACGGACGCAUAAGUUUGAGGAGGACGGCCAGGUACUAGUGCUGGGCAGUGAGGAGCCAACGGAAAUAAAGGGUGAUAAGAGGAUACCAGUACUGAAAUGGAGGCGAGCACGGAACAAUAGCGAGGGAACGCCACCACCGCCUACACCACAGAUCAAGAUUAGUGGCCCAGGCGAACCAUUACAAUCACAGGACGCCAGAGAGCGCAAAUGA
Molecule: messenger RNA, 927 nt
Organism: Recurvomyces mirabilis
Lineage: Eukaryota; Fungi; Ascomycota; Dothideomycetes; Mycosphaerellales; Teratosphaeriaceae
Exons: 2
Coding region: 1-927 (308 amino acids)
Source: RefSeq, a predicted model, not a curated record